CAUGCAUAUAGGUACACACGUAGGGCAGGAGAGCACGCAGGUACCGGGGUACCUAUGAAGGAAUAUAUGUGCAUGGCGCUAAGACGGCCCCUCGGAUGCUGGUUGGUCGAAGGCCAACCUUGCCAAGUCCUGCCUCCAGGGAAUGACCCACAAAUCUGAUAAAAGCGCCAGCCACAAAUUACAUCACGUGGCACUAUAUCUCGGUCUUUGCUGUGGCCAAAUCCGAUUUGCUCCGUCCACCUUUCUUAUCCAUCAGCCAGAACCUCUCGCCCAUCUGCUGUUCCUAGAAACAGAUCGAUUCCUUCUAAAGUAGCACACGCCUCUUCGCCAAGUUUGACCACCUCCCCCCCCCCCCCCCCCUCUCCAAUCGGCCACCCGUCACCAUAAUCAUACCGGAUCGAUAGAUAUCCAACAAUCCAUCACGUCCAUCUCGAGAACGCGCUGAUAUCUGCCUUCAUCAAGAUAUGAGUCGUACCGGCAAGAUUGCCCCCGAGCAGCUCCCAAUCUUGUUCGUGAAGAAUCUGAACUACGAAGUAUCGUCUGACGCGCUCUGGAAGCUAUUUGACCCCGGCGAGGACGGGUUGAUUCGCCAAAUUCGACAGGGAAUUUCCGUUGAGGCAAAGGGGACCGCCUAUGUGGUCUUCUGGAACGUCAUGGACGCGAAGAAUGCGCUGGAGAAGCUGAACGGCUACAACUUCCAGAACCGAUAUCUCGUCGUACUAUGGCAUCAGCCAGAGAAGACUCUCAAGUCAAGAGAUGACCUGCAGGCCCGCAAGGACAAUUUAGCGCAGCUCAAGAUGAAGCAUGGCAUCGAUUGACAAUUAGACGGGCCUGCGGACAGGCUCCAGACUCGUGCCCGCGCCACGUCUGCAGUCCCGUCUUCUCUAGCUUCUAUCGCCUCUAGCCGAAGCGCAUCCACUACCACCACCAACACCACCGCGUCGUCGAUCAAGAAGGAUGCGAUGUCGGUGGCAAAGAACAAGAAGGGCAAGUCAGACGACGUCGCCGGGCACGCACGAAAGGUGGCAUUGAACUUCGUGCGCGGUCUCCUCCCACAGAAAUCCAACAAGCUGUGCAUGACGUGAAACCCCGUAUCCACCACGGACCCGCAGGCACGCUAUUUUGGCCGUUGGCAGAGGUGCAGGAUCGACCUGGCUCGGCGUCGUCGGUUACCCUUUUCUCAGAAUGCAAGUCGCUCUUUAGGUGCGCCUACAGAACGUAGGGGACGUUGUUCAGAAUGGUUUUAAAUUUGAUUCUUCUAUGGGUACUAUGAGACGGCGUGAAGCCUCGUACAUAGUUUCCUAGCAUUACCAAGGCGUAGGCGAGGGUAUUACGAAGUAUUCUAUGGUGCUGAGACUUGUUGACCCUUUAUUUUGAGAAUGUCAACAGACCUUGAGGGUCCCUUCUUCUCACCUCA
Molecule: messenger RNA, 1417 nt
Organism: Durotheca rogersii
Lineage: Eukaryota; Fungi; Ascomycota; Sordariomycetes; Xylariales; Xylariaceae
Product: pre-mRNA branch site protein p14
Exons: 5
Coding region: 465-818 (117 amino acids)
Molecular function (GO): RNA binding
Source: RefSeq, a predicted model, not a curated record